UUUAGGGGCUAUGCACAUGACCAUGAGCCGGUUCAGUACAUGUCAUGCUGAGUAUGAUUAGGGUUGCAUGCCGGUGACGUCACACUUAACCACCACAACCAGGCCGCACUCCGCUUCGUCUGCUGGCAACAUAAAGGGUCAGCUUCGCUGUAUCUUUUCUAGAAGCAGGCCAACAACACCAGUUCUGCGGAAUGGAAGGAAAUAUCGAAACAGCGCCCAGGCACAAGCGCACCAAGUCGAGUACAAUAAAGUUCAGAAAGCAAAGAGAAAGAAGAGUACCCAGCUGGGGCACGAAGAGGAGGAGCGAGUCAUGAGGAUCUUACACAAUUUAGAGAAAGUACAGAGAAGGAAAACACCAGCAGGGAUCAGAGAGGAGCUAACAGAUCUGUACAUAAAGCCACUCCCGGAAUACAUACAGGAUAAACUGAAGCAGCACGAGGAGCGGCAAAUGUCACGAAGUGCUAUACUCUUUGAGGAGCUCUUCGAGAAUCACUCACUGGAGGACAAUGAGAACAGUACGUCAGCGGACAAGAUACAGCUUCCGGAACAAAAGCCUCAAACGACCUCCAGAUGGCAGCAAAAGAUGUUGAAUAAGCUUGAAAAGAUGGAAAAUACCUCGACCCAUAACAGCACCCUGAGUAACACUAACUGUAACACCAACAGUACAGUGUUGUCGAAACCACCUUUCCAACCACCUCAUCUUAAUAGGAGUUUACAAGUACAAGGACAAAGCUCCUGCUGCUCAAAACUCCAAACCACAAGUCUGAACUCGGCUCCUUCUUCACGAUAUAAACCACCCGUCCCUACCUCAACCUCCCUGGUGGUACCUACCCCUCCCACCAAACCUAAACCAACAAGCUUCUCCUAUACAGACCCGCUACCUUAUCCCACCACAUAUCUUCACAGUAAGGAGGCCCUGUCUCCGUUUGAGGGGAGGAUCCUGGAACUGGAGAAGUUAGAGCGUGAUUCUAUACUUAUUGAGAGGACUAGUAAACCGAGAGCCUCGAAUCGAGAGGUCACCACCAGGAUUCCCGCAACUUUGGUGAAACAACCAAAAUAUUUGGACAGCACGGCUGCUUUUUCAUCGAGAGUUUCUCAGAGGAAGUGUAACUCAGGGACUGGAACAAGCAAUGGAGGAAAAAAUGGUAGGAGCUUGACACCGACCAAUAUUAAUGGGAAACUUAGCGACAGUAAACGUAAGACUAUUCGGGAAAAAGAGACUAUUCUUCAGCAGAAACGAAAAAGUGGGAACAGUAAGAUGUCUAUAGCAGCGAGAUCAUGAUAAAAAUGAAUUUUAUAUUUUAAUCGCAUCGUUUUCACCAAACGAGUUACUAUUUGACAGAGGUCUAGUGCAAAGUAAACUUUUUAGUAGCCCUAAAUUAUCUUUAAACAGUAUCCCGUCUAGCACUGUGUAUAGCAAUUAUGAACUUUAAAAACGAGUAAAAUUCCUACAUUUUAACGACAAUUUCAACAGAGCCGAAGAUCAUGCGGGUCCUUUUACUUCUAGACCAAUCUAUUUUCAGAAUUUAUGGCUAUUGGCUGGUAGUAUGAUUUGAAAGAUUGUCUUAUGAAAGAAUAUAUUACCAUGGAGGUUUUCCUA
Molecule: messenger RNA, 1600 nt
Organism: Bolinopsis microptera
Lineage: Eukaryota; Metazoa; Ctenophora; Tentaculata; Lobata; Bolinopsidae
Exons: 8
Coding region: 68-1282 (404 amino acids)
Source: RefSeq, a predicted model, not a curated record